Molecule: messenger RNA, 1415 nt
Organism: Pterocles gutturalis (yellow-throated sandgrouse)
Lineage: Eukaryota; Metazoa; Chordata; Aves; Pterocliformes; Pteroclidae
Gene: B3GNT5
Product: UDP-GlcNAc:betaGal beta-1,3-N-acetylglucosaminyltransferase 5
Exons: 1
Coding region: 251-1375 (374 amino acids)
Biological process (GO): brain development
Cellular component (GO): membrane
Source: RefSeq, a predicted model, not a curated record
AUACUCAUCUGCAAGUCUCAUCUUUCAAAACUGUCUGCAUUCUUUCAAUCAAAGAGAAACAUUUUUUGAGAAAGAUGACUUGUGAAAUCUGUGAACAAAGCUGGCUUCACAAGGAUACUGAAUGAAAGACAACAUGCCUUACAGUGGACACUUAUCUUGAAGGGGUGACACUGCGCUCUUAAACUAAAACACAGGCACUGUAAAAACACUGAUCCUGAACAAGAACAAGGAUUGUAGAAACUGCAUCAGGAUGUUUGUUAGUCCCAGAAGAGUCAGAAAAUGCCAUUUUUUGCAGAUAUGUGCCACUUGCUUCAUACUGUGUCUCAUGAUUUUUUGGGGACCAUUUGAUAAUCACAUUGUGAGCCAUAUGAAGUCCUAUUCAUACAGAUACCUCAUAAAUAGCUACCAUUUUGUCAAUGACAGCCUGUCUAUCAACAGGGAUAACUUGGACAGAGUGUCGAGCUACCAGUACUUGAUCAACCACAGAGAGAAGUGUCAGCAGCAGGACGUCCUUCUCCUGUUGUUUGUGAAGACUUCGCCUGAAAACCGUCAUCGGAGGGAUGCAAUUAGACAAACUUGGGGUAAUGAGAAGUACGUUCGUUCUCAACUUAAAGCCAAUAUUAAAACUCUUUUUGCUUUAGGACAACCAACAGAUCAUCUGCAGCAAAGAAAACUUCAGCUGGAAGACUGGAAAUACAGUGAUUUGAUUCAGCAAGACUUCUUGGAUACUUUUCACAAUCUUACUCUUAAAUUGCUUUUGCAGUUUAGCUGGGUGAAUGCCUAUUGUCCUCAUGCCAGGUUCAUUAUGUCUGCAGAUGAUGAUAUAUUUAUCCAUAUGCCAAAUCUUGUUGCUUAUCUUCAAAGUCUAGCACAAAUGGGUGUGCAGGAUCUCUGGAUUGGUCGUGUCCAUCGUGGAUCACCUCCCAUAAGAGACAAAAGUAGCAAAUACUAUGUUCCAUAUGAAAUGUACCAGUGGCCCUCUUAUCCUGACUACACAGCAGGAGCUGCGUAUGUAAUAUCAAAUGAUGUAGCAGCUAAAGUCUAUGAGGCUUCAUUGACUCUCAAUACAAGUCUUUAUAUAGAUGAUGUUUUCAUGGGUCUCUGUGCCAAUAAAAUGGGAAUUGUACCACAAUAUCACGUAUUUUUUUCUGGGGAAGGAAAGGCUCCAUAUCAUCCCUGCAUUUAUAACAAAAUGAUGACAUCUCAUGGACACGUAGAUGAUCUUCACCAGCUCUGGAAGCAGGCUACAUCUCCUGAAGUUAAAAAGCUUUCUUCAGGAAUUUUCAGUAGAAUGUACUGCAGACUAGUCAAUAUUUUGCUUCUCUGUAAACUACACUAUCAGGACACAUAUCCUUGUUCAGCUGCAUUUUCUUAAUACUUGAAUUUCUGCGUUGAAGAUCCACUGAGCCAAAACA